AAUCUGAGAUCCUACUAUAGUGGAUGCAAGCAGCUUUUGAAAGUAAAAAUGAGGAGGAGCUUUGCUUGUUAAUCACACUGAUGUGGUGCAUUUGGAAAUCACGUAAUGAAGUGGUUUGGAAGGAAAAGCAGGCCAAUGUUGAACAAAUCAUUAACGCAUGUGCAGCAGUGCUAAACGGAUGGAGAGCGGCACAACAAUCUGCUACACAGGAUUCAAUAAGGCAAAAAGAGGAUGAAAGAUGGGAACGGCCAACUGAAGGGGUGAUAAAAAUAAACGUGGAUGGGGCGGUGGAUGCUAAUAGGGGAAUGAGAGCUUGGGGCUGGUUAGCAUGUGAUGAGGAAGGCAGAUUCAUUCGAGGAGGUUGUGUUGGAAAAAUUGAGAGUAUUUCAAAUGAAUAAAGUUUUUUUUUGUUUUAAUUGUUUUGUUCACUUUUUAAUUUAAUUAGAUUUUACAAAUAAAACUUUUGCACAUGCAUUUAUUCUAUUCUUUUUGGUUAGCAUUUUAAUCUUAAUCAAUUUUCCAAAUUAAUGAUGGUACGUUACAUUUUUUGAUCAUCUGUUGAAUAUUAAUUAACAUUGCAUUAAUGAACAAAUUCAAUUGAGCUUAUGUCAAAACGGUUUUGUGAGCUCUAGCUUUUACUACAUAUUAUUAAGUUGCCUUGGCUAGCAUAUUAUAUAUAUGCAUGUGCGCGUAGAGAAAAAGCAGUGUUUUUUUUGGCGUUCAGAUUUCAAUCGUUUUUGCUCUUAAGGAAAAUAUUACUCUUCAUACUUAGUAGCCGGACAAAAAUUACUUUUGAGUUGAACAUCCCCUAAUAUAUACUACUCUGCUUGAUUAAUUUUAUUUUAAUCUCGUUGUUCUGUUACCGGCAUAAGCCGAAGAGCUCGUUUUAUCUUGGGGAAAGGUUUUCGCUAGUCGGAAAUACUUUCUUGAGGACAGCGUUUACGCGACUCGAGCUAUAUUAUUUUUCUAACGCUGUUUUGCAGGUUUAUCCGGCCAAUUUCCUCCAACAAUCUCAAGAAAGUAAUUCGCGUCGGAUAUGCCUGCACAUAUCAACUCACAAGGCGUUGCCGCCGCACUCAUCGGAGCUAUGUUAUCUCUACUUGUGCGUUGAGAAGUAGCCUGUGAUACACCCGCAUGGGGAGCCGUAUUAAUCGGAUUAACGCUCAGAAAAGUCAUUGUGUACAAUUAAAGGUUUAUCCGGCCAAUUUCCUCCAACAAGUUGGGAGGCCUGUCGGGCAAAUUGGUUUGCAGCAGCUACAGAAGCCGUUGGAGUAAGAGAGGCAUGCAUUUGGGCUAAAGAACAAGGAUGGUCUAAAGUAGAAGUCGAGACAGACGCUUUACAAGUGUUCUCACGACUGUCGGAAGAUAACGUGGAUUCUUAUUUUGAUCUUAUUAUUGAUGACAUUAGACACAUACUUCAAUCUGAAGCUAGUUUUUCAGUCAUGUUUUGCAGACGAUCCGCGAAUCGAGCAACCCAUGUACUUGCAAGGGCAGCCGUUUCCAGUGCGGGUGGUAAAUUAUUAUUUAGUUCUAUUCCGAAUUGUAUCUGUAGCCAUGUAGCGAAUGAUACCUUAAUUCAUUAAAAAAAGCUGGUAUUUUAAUUGCAAAUAAUAAUAAUAAUAAUAAAAUAUGGUCAGGUCUGGUUUGGUCUGAUCUGAAGUUUUAUUUUUUAUAUUUUUUGCAUAAAGAUUUUAUUUUAUAUAUAUAUAUAUUACAAUCCAUAAAUAAUUAUAUUUUAUUCAUUUAUAAUUACAAAUAAUAAUAAAAAUAAUAGUAAUUAUAGUAAUAAUACUAAUAAUAAUAAUAACAAUAAUAAUAUAUGGUCUGGUGUGGUCUGGUAUGUUUUAGUCUGGUCUGAUCUGAUCUGAUCUGUUUUGGUCUGGUCUGGGAUGAAUUACAGUCGACGUAAAAACAACCUAGCUAACUCAAUUGGCGUUUCGCCUCAAAACUAGUUUGUGAAACACAUUUUACCCAACCCCAAAUUGAUAAAUAUUUUUUUAUUUUGCAUUAUUUUGGAAAAACUCGUUUAAGGUCGUCUUAGAUUUAAAAAAAAAUGUUUAAUAAUAUGCAGCACUUUGAAGUUCAAUAUGCAAUAAAAAUAAGGUAAAGAUGCAGGGUGAGAUCACAUACAAAC
Molecule: messenger RNA, 2134 nt
Organism: Cuscuta europaea
Lineage: Eukaryota; Viridiplantae; Streptophyta; Magnoliopsida; Solanales; Convolvulaceae
Source: the annotation of a GenBank genome assembly